ACUUGUCCCUUUCAUACCUUUGAUAUUAUAAGUUAUAUGAUGAUCUCCCUAUAAAUACGGUACAGCCGAAACUGACUUGCUGAGAGUUGGUGAGAUUUCUGUACCAGCCGUGUCCUCUGCAGACUCUAAGCUCGAAAUACAAAACAAGCUGGACAGUGGAUAUUCGUGAAAAGCGUGAGUAAAUAGGAGAAAGCUUUGCCGACACCAUGAGUAUCGCCGACCCAGUCACUAUACUGUCUAUUAUCCUAUGUAUUUUGGUGGCAAUACUUUACUACGGACGCAAAAGAAACAUUUAUCACAAUUUCCCUCCUGGUCCCACGCCAUUACCUAUCAUCGGAAACAUCCACAUUAUGAACAUGAAGAAACCUUAUGAAACACUUCACCAGCUUUCUGAGAAGUACGGCUCAGUGUACAGUGUUCAAUUGGGAGAGGAGAAAAUGGUCAUCCUGACCGGAUAUGAGACGGUGAAAGAUGCUCUUGUAAACCACGCAGAUGAGUUUUCUGCAAGACCAAAAGUGCAACUUUUUGAUGAGUUAUUUGGAGGACAUGGAGUUAUAUUUGCUAAUAAUGAAAGCUGGAAGGUGAUGAGACGAUUCACUCUUUCAACUCUACGUGAUUUCGGGAUGGGGAAGGAAACAAUUGAAAACCGGAUUAGUGAAGAAAGCGAUUGUUUAGUGGAAAAGAUAAAAUCCUACAAAGGCAAACCAUUUGAAAAUACCAUGAUUAUAAAUGCUGCUGUAGCCAAUAUAAUUGUUUCCAUAUUACUGAACCAUCGGUUUGAUUACGAAGAUCCAACACUCUUGAAGCUUAUGAAUAUAAUCAAUGAAAAUACCAAAUUAGCUGGUAGCCCGAUGGCCCAGCUGUACAACACAUUCCCCUCUGUGAUGAGCUGGUUUCCUGGAGUUCAGAAAACACUGGCUAAAAAUCAAGAUGAAUUGCGCAAAUUUGUUAAAGAGACUUUCACCGCCCAGAAGAAACAAUUGGAUGUUAAUGACCAGAGGAAUCUUAUUGACAGAUUCCUGGUGAAACAACAGGAGGAAAAACCAAGUCCUGAAUUAUUUUUCACCAAUAAAAAUCUAAUAGGGCUUGUGAACGACCUCUUUGGUGCUGGUGUGGAGACGACCUCGACCACUCUGAGAUGGGGUCUUCUGUUGAUGAUGAAAUACCCCGAAAUCCAAAGAAAAGUCCAAAAUGAGAUUGAUAAAGUUAUUGGUACAUCAGCGCCUCAGGCCGCUCACCGUAAGGAAAUGCCCUAUACUGACGCUGUUAUACACGAGAUUCAAAGAUAUGGAAAUAUAGUUCCUACUAAUCUCCCACAUGCUACUACUCAGGAUGUCACAUUCCGAGGGUAUUUUAUCCCAAAGGGGACACAGGUAAUCCCACUGCUGACAUCAGUGCUGUAUGACAAGGAUUACUUUAAAAAACCAAAAGAGUUUUACCCGGAACAUUUUCUGGAUGCUGGUGGCAAUUUUGUGAAGAAUGAAGCGUUCAUGCCGUUCUCAGCUGGUAAGAGAAGUUGUGCUGGUGAAAACUUGGCCAAAAUGGAGCUCUUCAUGUUCUUUGUGAAGCUGCUGCAGAACUUCACCAUCCAGGCUCCUCCGGGGGCCAGCCUGGACCUGACCCCUGCAGUUUCUUUUACAUGUUGUCCUAUGAGCUAUAUGAUGUGUGCUGUGCCUCGUACAUAAAAUCUGAUUGCAACAUGCACUAAAAAUAAAGGUUUUACAGUAUUUUUUUUUCCUAGUUGGGUUUAUAAAGACAUAAUAAAGAAUAUACCUUAUUUUGAAA
Pseudophryne corroboree (corroboree frog) is the source of this 1785-nucleotide messenger RNA. RefSeq names its product cytochrome P450 2C5-like. NCBI's taxonomy places the organism in Eukaryota, Metazoa, Chordata, Amphibia, Anura, Myobatrachidae. The coding region runs from base 207 to 1685 and encodes 492 amino acids. The record is from RefSeq and is a predicted model, not a curated record. The transcript has 11 exons. Gene Ontology annotation, biological process: xenobiotic metabolic process. Gene Ontology annotation, molecular function: oxidoreductase activity, acting on paired donors, with incorporation or reduction of molecular oxygen, reduced flavin or flavoprotein as one donor, and incorporation of one atom of oxygen; heme binding; iron ion binding. Gene Ontology annotation, cellular component: cytoplasm; intracellular membrane-bounded organelle.